Molecule: messenger RNA, 2917 nt
Organism: Corythoichthys intestinalis (scribbled pipefish)
Lineage: Eukaryota; Metazoa; Chordata; Actinopteri; Syngnathiformes; Syngnathidae
Product: E3 ubiquitin-protein ligase RNF34-like
Exons: 8
Coding region: 176-1648 (490 amino acids)
Biological process (GO): protein K48-linked ubiquitination; negative regulation of extrinsic apoptotic signaling pathway via death domain receptors; proteasome-mediated ubiquitin-dependent protein catabolic process
Cellular component (GO): cytoplasm; plasma membrane
Molecular function (GO): ubiquitin protein ligase activity
Source: RefSeq, a predicted model, not a curated record
ACUUAGAUUAAUCCCUCUGCCAAACAAUAAAUGGAACCAAAAAAGUUAAGUUUCCUUCUCUAAAUUAUAAGACACAUUGUAGCACACUAUGAAAUAUAACAUUCUCACCAAAAAAAACUUAACUGACCAUAUAUGGUAGCUCCAAUGCCACCUAAUCUCUGGCAUUAACAUUAACAUGUUUUCACAAAAGGAAAAAAAUGGAAUAAAAGACAUCACGAGAAAAAUAAAUAAAAUAAAUCUAAACAGUUUGAAUGUUACAAUGGCCAGCCAGGAGCAUUUCAACUUCAAGCCGCCAGUUGGUGGCGAUAAACAACUAUCUUGUUUGGUCUGCGGCCACGUAACGAAACAGAAGAAGAAUCCCGUACGAUCCCGUUCGUUGCAGCAGCAACGUUCACACGGAGGUACAAUAAUAAGGCAAUUCCGCGGCUUAAGCAGACGUCCACCUAGCAAUGAAUACGCUGUCAACCUGUCAGUUUUCAGUAGACACACCGGAGCUGCAAUGAAGGCAGGGGCAUCGUCCGUGUGGGCUUCAUGCUGUGGUCUGCUGAAUGAAGUUAUGGGUACUGGAGCCGUCAGAGGUCAGCAGCCAGGGUUUGGGGCAGGUGCUGGGCCCUUUAGAUUCACCUCCAGUGCGGGAUACUCCACAUACCCGCCCACAAGCUCAGGGAGUCCAAGCCUUGUGUGCAAGUCCUGUGGUCUGGCCUUCUCAGUCUUCAGGCGGAAGCACAUUUGCUGUGACUGCAAGAAAAGCUUCUGCUCCCUCUGUUCUGUGCCUCUGGAGAAUGUGCGUGUAUGUGCUACGUGCCAUUUGCUGAAGGCAACAUCUUUCCAUCGGCCGCGUCUCAUGCGUCUGAGGGUUAGGGACCUGCGACAGUAUUUGUUGCUCCACAAUGUCCCUACCGAUACCUGCAGGGAAAAAGAGGACUUGGUGGACCUGGUGCUUUGUCACCAAGGCAGUGAGGAGGAGGAGGAGGAAGAAGAGGAGCUUGACACAAGUAGCCUCCAUUCACGUUCAAUAUAUACUCCGCCACCUUCGACCACACAGUCUGCCUCAGAGCUGUCCCAACUAGCUGCCUCUCGGGAGGAACCUCUUAGCAGGAGUGAUAGUUCUGAUAGCAGUCAGGACAUAGGUGAUGCCACAUCAGUCUCUCUCCUCAACUUGGACCCUAGUGAUCCCACACCUGAGACGAGCCCUCAGACACAGCGUCUGCUACGAGCCUCUCUUUCAGACAUCUCCAGCAUAAGUGAUAUCGAGGGCCUCUCUGUCAGGCAGUUGAAGGAGAUCCUGGCCAGGAACUUUGUCAACUAUUCAGGGUGCUGCGAGAAGUGGGAGCUGGUGGAGCGGGUCAGCAGACUCUACAGGGAAACUGAAGAAAACAGGAAAUCAUUGGAAAAUGUGAGCAGUACUUUAACCAAAGUGGUGGCCUUUCCCUCUUCUAUCUGCAAUGGGGCCAUUGGAGAUGGUGAGAAAGGUCCUCCGAUGUUCCUGGACGAGAACUUGUGCAGGAUCUGCAUGGAUGCUGUCAUCGACUGCGUUCUGCUGGAGUGCGGCCACAUGGUGACCUGCACCAAGUGUGGCAAGAGGAUGAGUGAGUGCCCCAUCUGCAGGCAGUACGUUGUGAGGGCCGUGCAUGUCUUCAAGUCUUAAUGCAACGUCAACACCGCUUCAGACUCAGACGGUACCUUAAAUUACAUCCACGGAAUCCUCUUUUGUGCAUGUUUCAAGUUCACAUGAUUUGCACAUUCUGAAAUGUUAUUGCUUUUCCAGUAAGCAUAAGUCUCACUUGAAUCAUUCCUGAUGUGACCAUAUCUAGCCUGUUUUACAACCAAAAGAAUGUUGAAUCUGGGUGCACCCUCAGAUCUGCCUAUUAAGUGUAGCCAGUCUAAUGUAGACAGAGCACCUCCUUACACAACUACUGCAAGUGACUACAUAUCUUAGUAACACCAAGGAUGCACACACCGGCAAGAAGGUACGCAAAUGGUGCCAAAUGACAGGUGAGGAUUCGUGCUUCUCACCCAUUCCUUAACCAUCAAAUUCUUCCUCUUUUAGUGGGUGAAUUUGUUUCUAUUUAGCAGGUACAAGUUUAGCCUCACUCAUCAGUUUAUAAGCUGUAGAGGGGGCAGAGAUGGGAUGUCUAUUAAAUACUUGUUGUGUAGGUCAAUAAGCAGAUGAAUUGCAGUUGAGUAAAACAAUUAGAAAUCUUAAGUGGUUGGGAAUGAGGACUUUUUCAAACGCUUUGCAGUACACGCUUUUAUCAAGAUGUUAAAUUCUCUAACAUAAGGUCUGUCAUUACAGCAAUAGUUAAUCUCCGUUGCCGUCUCAGCACUUGAGACAAAAAUCGGUGCUAGUCAUCUUCACUAUUUUAUAGUCAAACUGUGGAUAUAAACGAAUGUUCAUUUGAUUUUUGUUGUCGUUUACAGUCUCACGUGAAAUGAAGUGUCUUAUUUUUUCAAAUUUCUUAAGUAGGAAUAAGUAUUUGUAGUAAUGAACUACUGGUACAUGGUAAUGGGUGUAGGUAUAUAUAAAAUGUCUUGCUAAUGUACAUUUGCAUUUAUAAAUGCAUAUGAGAAACGUCUAUUUUUUUCAUUGAUUUAACAUAUGUAAAUAUUUGAAUUGUCCCUUGGAGUUGUAAGUUAAUAUGGUUUGUCCCUCUUACAUUUUUCUUGUUCCAAACAUACCACCUCAGAUCUGUUCCAUGUUUUUUUAUGCUUCUUGAUUGCAAACUUUUUAUCAAACCCAUCUCUGUACCUUACCUGCACAAAUAUCAAGCUGCUAUUACAGUAAAGACCUUCAAAAACUUCAUCAAAGCAGGAUGCACUUUUCUGUUAGAGGGACAGUAUUGUGUGAAAUGUUUAGUCUUUGGGGAUUGUUUUAUUUUAAUAAAGAAUUUUUAUAUGAAUAUGUCCAUAGACUUUA